AUGGCGGGUCCCGCGGGAUGCUACCAGAAGGCGGUGGAGGAGGACGACGUGACCGCGCUAAAGUUCGGCGACCUCGACCGGGGGGACAAGUUCAACGGAUGCCUCUCCAUGGACGAGGUCCGGAUCAUCCAGGAGUCGAAGAUCAACGACGACGAGAACGACGGCGUGGAGACGUCGACGACGCAGACGCGCACGUUCCAGAAAACCCUCGAGUACACCCGACGAUUCAGCACGGUGAGGACCCCGGAGCAGACGCAGAUGCUCCGCGAGCUGUACGACGAACAGACCACCGCCGCCACGAACAUGCACGAGUUCGAGCGCGCGGCGUUCAGCAACCUCCAGCCGCAGGAUGCGCACGAGGCGCUCACGCUGAUCCCCUCGUUGGGGGCUAAGAACGAGGCUGGGGAGGAUCGGUUCACCGAAGGCCAAAUCUCGUCUAUAGUGGAACAGAGCGCAAACAUCCGCAAGUUCGACUAA
This is a messenger RNA of Micromonas commoda, 477 nucleotides long. RefSeq lists its product with no specific name. Gene Ontology annotation, biological process: transcription initiation at RNA polymerase II promoter; mRNA export from nucleus in response to heat stress; nuclear-transcribed mRNA catabolic process, deadenylation-dependent decay. Bases 1 to 477 code for a protein of 158 amino acids. Gene Ontology annotation, molecular function: translation initiation factor binding; nucleotide binding. The record is from RefSeq and is a predicted model, not a curated record. NCBI's taxonomy places the organism in Eukaryota, Viridiplantae, Chlorophyta, Mamiellophyceae, Mamiellales, Mamiellaceae. Gene Ontology annotation, cellular component: P-body; RNA polymerase II, core complex. The transcript has a single exon.